AUGAAAUUUAGCUGCAUUUACGAAUAUGGUUGGGCAUUCAGAUUUAACAAAGGAUUUAUGAGAUAAAUUCGGAGAAACACUUUAUAUACCUAGAGUCAAAAAUAAAUCCACAACUUUGGAGUAACAGGCUUAGUUUUGAAGUUCCAAGAGUUCUUGAAGAGGGUAAUGAAUCAUCAGAUUAAUCUUCACAUCAAGGCAUCUUAGUUAGGUGAUAGGCUACAUGGACCUAAUUAUCAGAUGAUUUAGGAUAGAAUUGACAUUUUUGAUUUCCCAAAGAGACUUAAAAUUAAAACUUCUUCUAAAUUCCUGAAGCCUGAGUAAAGUCUGCAAACUAAAAACCUGUUGAAGGCAUAAAUUGCGUUUGGUUACUCAAAGAAACUUCUUUAACAGAAACUUAAAUAAGAUAUUUUCCAUUAGGAUUAGAAUUUACACGACAAGGAUUUGAUAGAUAGGAAUCUUGGGAAUCUGUCCAUAUCUUAUAGCACUAUCAAGUUAGAUCUGAAUACAUUAAAUACAUCUCAAGAGACCAUUAGAAUGGAGCCUAAAAAGUCAAAGUUUUGUAGAACAUAGAGAAACUCACUUGUUAAUAAAAACUCUUCAUUCUUCUAAAGUCGUAAGAGUUCUCAAGUAUCAAGCAAUGUGAUUUCUCUUAAAAAUAGAAACUUUGGUUUUGAAGGUCUUAGCUCUAUAGAAAGUCAAGAAAUGAAGCCGAUUCAGAUCAAGAAUAUUGAUUUUAAGAUAGACAAGAGGUCUAAGGAUGGUGCAUCACUGAACUUAAAUAAGAGGUCUUAGAGACUCAGUAGCAAGUUAAGCCCAUUGGGAGUGGAUGAAAGUUAGACUCGUGGAAUCCGAGACUCAAGUGAAAGGAAAAAGUAAUUAAAUAAUCUCUAUACUAAUAAGGUUGAAUCAUCACGACUCAAGAGACAGUAUGAGUAGUCCUCAAUGCAAUCUUUAUACUCUCAGAGAAUUGGCUCAAAUGAAUCGCAAGCUAUAAGGUCUAUUAAAAGAUCCACCGAAAUGAGACAGAGCAAGGAACUAUAGAGCAGAAGAAUAAUACUUUCCAUCAGAGUAAAGCGAAAGGACAAACAGAAUGCAGAGUCUCUUCUAAAGAAUUACAGAACAUCAGAAAUUGAGAGAGAGUUCCAAUACAACAAGUCAGAUAAACAAAAAAUGAAUCAAACCACAAGCACCAGGAUAAGAGUCUACACUUCCAGGGGUAGUGGAAAACAUGAGAAAACCAAUACUGAACUAUGA
Stylonychia lemnae is the source of this 1254-nucleotide messenger RNA. The record is from the annotation of a GenBank genome assembly. Lineage: Eukaryota; Ciliophora; Spirotrichea; Sporadotrichida; Oxytrichidae.